This is a messenger RNA of Salvia splendens (bonfire salvia), 831 nucleotides long. RefSeq lists its product as uncharacterized. The record is from RefSeq and is a predicted model, not a curated record. The transcript has 4 exons. Lineage: Eukaryota; Viridiplantae; Streptophyta; Magnoliopsida; Lamiales; Lamiaceae. The coding region runs from base 1 to 831 and encodes 276 amino acids.
AUGUUGUUAUACUUGACAACAUUGGGCGUCGUGAACUUCCUCACAGAAGACGAGCCGCCCGAGUCAAGUGACCAAGAGACGAACAUCGAGGUCAUGGCCAACUAUGAUUCAUGGCGCAGAGGAGAUUACCUUUUUGUAAACACCUCUAGGCAAGUGUGGGAAAACCUAGAUAGAAAGUACUGCAGUGAUAAUGCGGGAAAUAAGAAGUUUGUAACAGCUAAGUUCCUUGACUACAAAAUGGUCGAUACAAGACCAGUCAUGGAACAAGUUCAGGAGUUCCAAAUGAUCAUCCAUGAACUUGCUGCCGAAGGAAUGGCGUUGCCCGACAACUUUACAACGGGCACGACCAUUGAGAAGCUUCCACCUAGCUGGAGGGACUUCAAAAGCUACCUCAAGCACAAGCGAAAGGAGAUGACUUUUGAAGACUUGAUCGUAAAGGUGCGCAUUGAGGCAGACGUGCGGAAAAAUGAUCAAAAGGCUAAGGGCACUCUGGAUGCAAAAGCCAACUUGUUGGAGCGGGCGGGCCACCUUGCAAAGGACUGCCGCAACAAGAAGAAAAAGUCGGCUGCCCAAGUCAUUGAGAAGGAGUUCAAGGACUGGGAUGAAAGCGAUCCCAUCGCCGUGGUCAUCGAAGAAGUCAACCUUGUUAACAACAAGGGUGGCUGGUAUAUUGAUAUCGGCGCUACUGCACAUGUUUGUGAAGAUAGGAGUAUGUUCUCCACCUACAACAACGUUGAAGGGAGAAAAAUUAACAUGGGGAAUCAAGCUUCGUCUGAAGUCCUCGGAGUUGGUGAUGUAGUCCUCAAGAUGACGUCUGAUUGGGACAUGUAA